UGUUCAGGCAGUACACUACCCAAGAGGAGGCAAGCAAGAGAAGGGGGGAAAAGACAGUAUUUUUUCCUGUGUAUGCCCUUUGAAAAGCAAAGCAACAGCAUCUUUACACAAGAUGUACUCUUGCAUGAAUUUAAAUGAAAGAGAAAGAGAAACCAUGCCACCAGCAGCAUCGGCAAAAGAGCCUGAAAGCACCAAGCAGUGAGAAUUCAGCCCAGGGAAUCUGAGAGGAAGAAAAAGCAAGCAGAGAUCAGGCAGGAAAUAACUCAUGUGAAAGGAAUACAGAAAACACAGUGUUUAUAGCUUUUUCACAGCAGCAUCUCCAUAUGAAAGUUCUGUUCUGAAAUUUCCACCAGCAAGUGACAAGCACUACCAAUUAAGUUCCACACGACAUCCCUCGUGCUUCAGCUUCUCUGUAUCUCCCUGGGAAACGAACAUCUUCCCUCUCCACAGCAAGAUCAGCACAGGGACGACAAAAAAAACACCUGAGCAACAUCCUGAUGGGAAUAACUGUCCAAAACAUCACAGGCAACACAGCAAUGGUAACUUGGCCAAAAAUGGCUGGUUGUGCCGACAGCUUUUACAGUGUCAUGUACCACCCUAACUGGAACAGCAUGCUAUCCACUUACUCGAGAAAGAGCUUUCAGAAGGAAGAGAGAGUACCCACCACUCGCUCCUCCUUUGUUGUUGAAAACCUAACGCCACUAACAACAUACAUUGUCUGCGUGACCUGCCAGUCCGCAAAUCCCUCCAGUGACCAGUGCAGAGUGUUUAACACACUAGAACGAGACCCAGCUUCUGCAAGCAGCACCAAGAAAGAGCUGGCUCUGGGCAUCUGGCUCACAAGCAGUGUCCUUCUCCUCAUCAUUGCUGCAGUUCUUCUCUAUGGCUGCCUGCACCUCCUGUGCCGAAGGAGACAUCAGCAUUUGCAAGAGCAAAAUGGGACCUCCAAACAAGACCAUAGGAAGGUAUUGAGCAAAAGCAUAGCAUGCACCUCGGAGGAACUCAGCAGGCAGAGCCAACUGAGGCAUGACACUGAGAAAAAGCAUCCCAGUGGCAUCCAGCUGGCCACAAUCAUAGAGAAUCCCUCAGCAUGCAAAGAGCCUAUCAUGCCACCUUCCAAAAGCCAGGAACAGGUGCCAAUGACAGGACAGUGUUCUGCUAUAAAUUAGAAACUGUCUGUCAAGAAGGAAGUUUUUACUAUGAGACAUCCCCACUGCACAAGGGGGUGUUACAGCUGCUCACUUCAGCUCUCCUGGCUGUACCUCCAGUGCUGCAAUCCUUUCCAAAAGCCCAUAUGCAGCCAGAGGUACUCAGAGGCAAAAUUUCAGAUUCCCAAUAAGCAAGCACUUCCACUGCACUGUUAUUUAAAAAUCAAGCAUGUGGCAAAUUAUUAGUUUACACUUUGUUCUUUUUUGUUGCUUUUCUUUAGUCUAAAAGUGGAAACAUAAAAAUAAACAGAAGUGACUACAA
Molecule: messenger RNA, 1470 nt
Organism: Pogoniulus pusillus (Red-fronted tinkerbird)
Lineage: Eukaryota; Metazoa; Chordata; Aves; Piciformes; Lybiidae
Product: fibronectin type III domain-containing protein 9-like
Exons: 2
Coding region: 498-1169 (223 amino acids)
Molecular function (GO): protein binding
Source: RefSeq, a predicted model, not a curated record